Messenger RNA from Planococcus citri (citrus mealybug), 1522 nucleotides. Its product is annotated as luciferin sulfotransferase-like. The record is from RefSeq and is a predicted model, not a curated record. The coding region runs from base 392 to 1390 and encodes 332 amino acids. The transcript is spliced from 6 exons. NCBI's taxonomy places the organism in Eukaryota, Metazoa, Arthropoda, Insecta, Hemiptera, Pseudococcidae. Gene Ontology annotation, molecular function: sulfotransferase activity. Gene Ontology annotation, cellular component: cytoplasm. Gene Ontology annotation, biological process: sulfation.
UUGUUUCGAAGGUUAUUAUCCACUAUGGUCGGGGAUCCAUCUAUCGUGUAUUUAAAUACACGUUGAUGAAAGUGAAUUUUAUCACACGUAGUUAGUUACCACAACUACCAGUUAAGUCACACAUGUCGUAUGGAACUACCUAGUUCACCUAUACCUAUUUUCGUAAACAUAAACGAAUCAGUGAUACGUUCGAACUUUUACAAAAAAAACUAGUAUGUAAUUAUUAGUUGCAAAAACCAUGAACAAAAUCGACCAAUUUUCCGUUUUAAUUAGUGCUAUUUCUGCGAUACGAGUACGUUAAUCCAAGUUUUGUUAUUGUUCGUUGCGCGUUGUUUCGUAAGUUAAUUUAUUGGAAAUUUGCGUAAAUUCGAAAUUCGCCGAUCUGAAAACAAUGGCCGAGGAAAAGUUCACAUAUGAAAAUUUGGAUAGUGAAACGAACGAUUUGUUACUGAAGUAUUUUACGACACCUUUUCGAACUGGAUACAUCAAGUGCAAAGGAUAUGUAUUGCCGGAGUACUUUAGAGAAUUCGGAGACAGGAUUAGACAGAUGGAAAUCAGAGACGAUGAUAUUUGGGUUUGCUCGUUUCCAAAAACUGGAACUACCUGGACCCAGGAAAUGGUAUGGUGCAUUGGACACAAUGCUGAUCUCGAAACAGCCAAAGAAUUUCUUCCAAGACGUUUCCCAUUUUUAGAGCAUUCUCCAUUAUUUGAUUAUAGAAACUUAACGGCGAACAAUCCAGAAAUCAAAUUCCCUCCGUACGUAAUGGAUUCGAUUGAUUAUAUAAACAAAUUACCAUCACCUCGAUUUAUCAAAGCUCAUGUGCCUUUUGAACUACUGCCUGAUAAAUUGCAAAAUUAUUCCACUCAAGCUAAGAUUGUAUAUGUUGCAAGAAAUCCCAGAGAUACCUGCGUUUCUUAUUAUCACCAUUGUAAAUUAUUAGAAGGAUACAAAGGACCGUUUGAUAAAUUCGCGCAGUUGUUUUUAGAAGGAAAUAUUACCUUCGGACCAUUUUUCAAUCAUAUAAAAGGAUAUUGGAAGCAAAGAAAUAAUCCGAAUGUUUUGUUCUUGAAAUACGAAGAGAUGAAACAGGACCUGAAAUCAGUAAUUUAUAAAACAGCCGAUUUCAUCGAGAAAAGUAUCGACGAAGAAGACGUCGAAAAACUCCUAGACCACCUAUCAUUCUCCAGCAUGAAAGUAAACCGAGCCGUGAAUUACGAACCGGUCAUAGAAAUAAAUAAAAAAUACAAAUUGAUCGAAGAAGAUGGAAGUUUUAUGCGAAAAGGAGAAAUUGGCGAAUGGAAGGAAACAAUGGAUUCGGAUUUAUGCGAAAGAUUUGAAAAAUGGGAAAAGGAAAACUUGGACGAGAUCGAUUUCACUUUUUCUAUUUGAUUUCCUAUUUAUAUAUAUACCUACUUUUGUGAUUAAAUACCUACCUAUUUCAUUAUCUAUAGUUGUAUCUUGUGACCGUAUGAUAAUGUGUGAAUUAAAUAAUAAGGCAAAUACAAAUUAAUUCAACUUCAA